This is a messenger RNA of Rhea pennata, 836 nucleotides long. RefSeq names its product POU class 2 homeobox associating factor 1 (gene POU2AF1). Gene Ontology annotation, molecular function: transcription coactivator activity; DNA binding; POU domain binding. The coding region runs from base 52 to 822 and encodes 256 amino acids. Gene Ontology annotation, cellular component: RNA polymerase II transcription regulator complex. Lineage: Eukaryota; Metazoa; Chordata; Aves; Rheiformes; Rheidae. The record is from RefSeq and is a predicted model, not a curated record. The transcript has 5 exons. Gene Ontology annotation, biological process: positive regulation of transcription by RNA polymerase II.
AGCCAAACUAUCUUCAUCAAAGAGAAAAAAGACUCCGUCCUGCCACAGAAUAUGCACUGGCAAAAAUCUUCUUCUCCAGAACAACAGCCGCAGCCUCGCCCCUAUCAAGGAGUCCGUGUCAAAGAGCCGGUGAAGGAGCUAUUGAAGAGGAAACGGGGAAAUAUUCAUAAUGCCAAUGCAACGGCUGCUACAACGGUUGUCUUACCCCAUCAGCCGCUUCCUUCGUAUUCACCAAUGGGCCAGCCUUGCAUUGAUAUGGAUGUUGCUGCCUCUACAUUGCCCAUCACAGAUGAUGGAGCGCUCUGUUCUGGUUGGCUCCCCCAGCCCUCUUCCACAUCCUUACAGCCUUUAACUCAGUGGACCACUUACCCCGAUUAUAUGUCCCAUGAAGCAGUCAGCUGUCCAUACACAGCAGAUAUGUAUGUUCAGCCUAUGUGUCCUAGCUACACUCUUGUUGGACCUUCAUCUGUUCUGACUUACGCUUCUCAACCGCUGAUCACCAAUUUUGCACCCAGAAGCACCACCCCAGCAGUCGUGCCUCAGAUCGAGGUGUCGGAGCAGCAGGCACCCCUCACGUAUUUCCCAUGGGCACAGCCCCUCUCUGCGCUGCCAGCCUCCACCUUGCAGUACCAGCCGGCUUCCUCCACGCUUCCCGGGCCACAGUUUGUGCCUCUGCCCAUCUCCAUUCCCGAGCCGGCCCCCCAGGAGCUGGAGGAUGCUAGGCGAGUCAUCGGCACGCUGCCCAUCGAGAAGCUGCUUCUGGAAGACGAAGACAAUGAUACGUAUGUUUUAAAUCAUGCUCUCUCUGUUGAAGGGCUUUGAGUUGCACAUCUUGG